This is a messenger RNA of Eufriesea mexicana, 3317 nucleotides long. It is a transcript of the gene Zip99C, whose product is annotated as Zinc transporter Zip99C. NCBI's taxonomy places the organism in Eukaryota, Metazoa, Arthropoda, Insecta, Hymenoptera, Apidae. Gene Ontology annotation, cellular component: membrane. Gene Ontology annotation, biological process: intracellular zinc ion homeostasis; zinc ion transmembrane transport. The record is from RefSeq and is a predicted model, not a curated record. The transcript has 6 exons. Gene Ontology annotation, molecular function: zinc ion transmembrane transporter activity. Bases 1010 to 2347 code for a protein of 445 amino acids.
CAUCGUAACACGCAUUAGCCGUUGCGUCGUUGUAGUGAACGAAUGAUAUGGUAUGUUAUUUUUUGAUUAACAAAAUAAAAUAAGCAAAAAGCAAGACAGAGUAACAACAUUGCAAUUCUAACUGUUAAUCAGUGCGUGUUACACUUGCGUGGAAACACAACCUCAAAACGUACAUAACCAAAAAUAUAGCAAUCGAAGACUUAUAACGCCUUGAAAUACGUAUGUUCUAUAUUUGUGUGCUCUUGUGUAAUCGUGUUUAUCUGUUGUGGCGGUAAAAGUGACCAUUCCGCUUUAACAGUGAUUAUACAAAUUUCUGCAGAGUUUAAAAUAAUCUUAUUAAAAAUACAAAAAGUGGUAUGAAAUACCGUGACGAAUACGAAUCAAACAAUCGACAGGAGCUAUACAGCGAAGAAAGAGAAAAGGAAUAGAAGAAAAAGAAGCACAAGGGUCGUCAAGAUCUUUUUAGCGCGAAGCACACAGCCUGACUGUCAUACCGAUAAUUAUCAUUGAAGAACUGAUCUCAGUGCUUUUAUCCCCCGCAUUGCGGCAGUAUGAAAUAACAAGAGGCUUCAUUUGAUCGACAAAAUCGACUACGGUAGUAGAGGCGGCGACCGCCUGAUUUGUAGCGUCCGUACUCAGUCCUCAGUGUAGGCUAGUCGGACGCUUGGUAGUCGUUGUCUGAAUAAUUUCUCGACGCUCGUUUUCUUGGUAAAUUUUUUUUCUGAAAAGACAUUUCGUUAUUGGAAAGACUUUUGAAUUAGUGUUAUUUUCGGAUCGCUAUAUCAGUGUGAAGAUACAACUAUAUUCUCAAGGGUGUUUCCGGGAGAGGUUAUCUUGGGAUAAACAAACUGCAAAAGAAAGAGAAAUUUAUUGUGUUCCCCCUUCUCUCUUCAACGAUAACGAUUACGAAAACACAGAUUAAAAAUUAACGAAGAAGCUGAAGGAUCAAAAAUAUCAACGAAAUUCAAAUAAUUUUGACAAAGAGGAAUAUUCGAUACGACGUACAAACAUGGCGGUAAACAUGUAUAUGCAACAGAAUUGUACAGACUCAACUGGAUUUCUAUAUGACAUGAUUACAAAGGAAAUAUGGACGCCAUGGGAAGUCGCGGCGGAAUAUUUCGAUUAUGCACCAUGGCUCUUUUCUUUACUUGGAAGUACCAUGAUUGGACUGACUGGUAUCUUCCCAUUAUUGGUCAUCCCCAUUGAAGAAGGUGCUGAUUUAAAAUCUGGAGAUAGCGCUGAUAAGCUGAAGAUAUUGCUGAGCUUCGCCGUCGGUGGUCUUCUGGGAGAUGUCUUCUUACAUCUGUUACCGGAAGCAUGGGCAAACAGCUCUUUGAACAGAGGAAAGGAUGCUGGACAUCCAUCGAUGACUUGCGGUUUAUGGGUCCUAGGAGGCUUUUUGGUGUUCGUUAUAGUGGAGAAGCUAUUUACGUUUGAACAGGAGACUGAAAAUGAGGAUGACUCAACGAGCAAUGCAGAAGUAUGCGAGAAAGUCGACAUCGAGGCUGAAAAAGAGAUGGAGAAUAACAAUUGUAUCAAUUUGAUCGGGAAUAAUCCGAAGAAUGGUUUGACAAAGAAGAAUUCUAAUGAUUUCCCGAAAAUCAUUAAUGAGUUAGAACCCUUUUUGGAAGAGAAGAAUGGAUACUCUCAAUUGCCAAAUGGUUUCAAAGUAAUACACAAAAAUGGUUUUGUCGCCAACGGUGUUAAGCCGAUAUUAAUAUGUAAUGAAUUAUCGAAUACAUUAAAAGGCUUGCCACUGGAUGAGGCAAAAGAUUGUCUGAAGAAACUAGUGAAAACUAAUGGUUUUUCGACUGAACUAACAAAAGAUCGUUUGAAGAAAGAUAACGUAGAAAAUACCUCCAGUAAUAAAAAAGUUACUGCAAAGGAAAAGCCCAGACAUAUAACUGGCUAUCUUAAUCUAAUGGCCAAUAUUAUAGACAACUUCACUCAUGGAUUGGCUGUAGGUGGUUCUUUCCUUGUGUCCUUCCGUCUGGGAGUCCUUACAACGUUUGCUAUACUCAUACACGAGAUUCCUCACGAAGUCGGCGAUUUUGCGAUUUUACUACGCAGCGGAUUCAACAGAUGGGAUGCUGCGCGGGCGCAGCUUCUCACUGCUAGUGGUGGCAUUUUUGGAGCCAUGACCGCGGUAUUCUUUUCCAGCGGCGUAAUGGGGGCAAAAACUAGUUGGAUUUUACCCUUCACCGCAGGUGGUUUCCUUCAUAUUGGUAUGGUGACCAUUCUACCUGAGCUCCUUAAGGAAACUAGUUUCAAAGAAUCUUUGAAACAACUAGUCGCGUUGAUCUUCGGUGUUAUCAUGAUGGCAGUUUUAACAAUUCUUUGUGACUGAAAUGAUUACUUCGGUUUGCAAUAGUGUUAGGUUCUCAACCUGUCGAUAUAUAUCGAUACCUAUUGGGUGCACGUUUUUUUUGUAUUAACGUCUCUUGAUACGUGUCGGAACAAGUAAUUCGAGUUUGCCAUAAGAAGUUCUACUGCGUAAUACUUGUUGCUCAAUAAUGGUGCAUCUACACCGAAAGAUGGCGAAAAAGAGAAACGAUGGUUAAUGACUGACCAAAUUCUUGUAUAAAUUACGCAACUUUUGUACUGAGUUUAGUUUAAAAUAGAGGGUUCUAUAGUUAUCUGUAUAUUUGAAAUGGCUAAUAGUUUAAUACACUACCUAAUUGUUUUUAAAUUUUUGUAGUCGUUCUUAAACAGUUUAGUUUCAGUUUUCACUUCGGUAAUCUACACCAUCGAAUGACGAUCUCCUUUUACGGUAGAUAAUGUUCUUCGUGAGAUGAAGAAAAGGGGCUAUUUGUAUAAAUUACUUACAUAUUUUUCGAUCGUUUAUUGAGGAUCGUAUUAUUGGCAAUUCGGUAUUAACAGCUUAUUGUUAUUAUAUUAGAGAAUACUGUUAUAAACCUGGAAUAGUUUAUACAUAAAUAUACAUAUGUUCCUCCAUAAACAGUCGAAAGCAUGUUGCAUGAAACGUCAUUCCGUUUCUAUGAUACCGACUUACUUUGCACUUAAACUUUGUUAUCUAGGCGUUACCAGUAUUGACGUGUGAUUUUCACGUGGUAAAACAAAUCAUUCUGUACAUAAUAUUUAUGCUUCCUUGUUUACUGUUAAAAAAAAAGAACCUUGAAACUAAAAAAAAUUUUGUAAAUUACGCACAGAAAAAUAAGUGUUUUUGGAUAAUACAUGUAUCGUUUUAUUCGAUGCGUGCAUUCCGACAAUGUAUAUUUUAAGUUCCUACAGUGUAUUAUAAAUAAUAUAUCGAACUCUUAACUACCUUAUUAUGAAAAUAACAAAAAAUAUAUUCC